This is a messenger RNA of Gadus chalcogrammus (walleye pollock), 3112 nucleotides long. RefSeq names its product zinc finger DHHC-type palmitoyltransferase 12b (gene zdhhc12b). The record is from RefSeq and is a predicted model, not a curated record. Bases 498 to 1319 code for a protein of 273 amino acids. Gene Ontology annotation, cellular component: endoplasmic reticulum; Golgi apparatus. Gene Ontology annotation, molecular function: protein-cysteine S-palmitoyltransferase activity. The transcript has 5 exons. NCBI's taxonomy places the organism in Eukaryota, Metazoa, Chordata, Actinopteri, Gadiformes, Gadidae. Gene Ontology annotation, biological process: peptidyl-L-cysteine S-palmitoylation; protein targeting to membrane.
ACGUGACAGAUGAAGACCAAUGAAAGUGAACCUACAUAACAAUAAUCGACAACAAACAGUAGCGGAUUGACGGCUCUACAGUAUCUACAGUAUUGUAUCAAUAUUCUGUUUUUGUUGCACUUGUUUUUUUUGGUCGACUGAUUUAUUGACUCUUGGUGCGACGUUUAAAUAUUAAUUAGUCAACUGUGUGUUCUUUGGAAUCUGACGCUUAGCACACAACGUCGCAGAUGCUGUACGAUAAAUCCAACGAUCGUGCGAUAUACAUUAUACAUUGUAUUUUUUGAUGUACAGCGGAGUAUUUUGUUUUGGGAUAUCUGUCCUUGCGAUUGUAAAAAAUGAAGGACUUUUAUCAAACAACUUAUUGGGGCAGUGGCUGCCUGCUUGCUAGCUAGAUCUCUCAUGGUCGGACGCACUUGAGCCCAGCGGGGGUCCUGGAGGGGAGCGGACUAUGAUCAAUGGAGAAGUCGCGGAGGUUGACGCUCUAACAUGCUAGGACGAUGUUCAAAAAUGUAUUCGGCUCAGGGUUCCUUGUACGAACAGCUCAUGUUAUUUUGACAUGGGUCAUCACCCUCAUCCUGUUCCUGCAUGAUACAGAUCUGCGGAAGCAUGAAGAGAAUGGCAGGCUUGUUCAGCCCGUGCUCUUCGUCCUGCUGGUGCUGGUGUCCGUCUUGCUUUAUUUCGCCGUCUCCCUGAUGGACCCUGGAUUCAUCCUCAACGAUGACAACGGUUUGCAGUUCACCCUGGGGACUACAGAGGAGCAGCAGGACAUGAUCCCCCCCCCCACCUCCAAGUCCCUGCGCCAGCGCCGCUGCGGACACUGCCUGCUUCAGCAGCCAAUGAGGUCCAAGCACUGCCAGACGUGUCAGCACUGCGUGCGCCGCUACGACCACCACUGCCCCUGGAUCGAGAACUGCGUGGGCGAGCGCAACCACCGCUGGUUCGUGCUCUACCUGGCCGUCCAGCUGCUGGUGCUGCUGUGGGGGCUGCACAUGGCCUGGACGGGCUUCAGUGCGGCGGACUCGUGGCAGGCGUGGCUGCGCUCCAACGGCGUGCUGCUGGCGGCGGCGGCGGCGGUGGCCCUGCUCUCGCUGACGGUGCUGCUGCUGCUGGGGUCCCACCUCUACCUGGUCUCCCUCAACACCACCACCUGGGAGUUCAUGUCCCGCCACCGCAUCUCCUACCUGCGUCACUGCGGCGCCGACGAGAACCCCUUCGACCGCGGCGCCGCCCACAACCUGUGGGGCUUCUUCUGUGCGCCGGGUGGGUCCGCGGUGGUGUGGGAGCAGGUGUACUUCAGAGAGGGCAGCGACCCUGUGUGACCGACCCCGGAGGGACCCGCCAUCGCAAAGGGGACAUUUUCUUACUUUUUUUUUAAGAUUAGCUUUCUUUUUAGACAGGAAAGUAUGGGAGAGAGGGGAGGAAUUGCACCAAAGGACCAUGGGAAGGAUUCGAACCCGGUUCGCUGUGAUCAGGACUGAGCCUGUAUUGUACAUGCUCAACCUGGUGAGGGGCGCCCCGUAGGGGGGUGUGUGUGUGUGUGUGUGUGUGUGUGUGUGUGUGUGUGUUCUGCUUCCCUGUAUUAGAUGCGUCUCAAAGGGAAACCGGCAAUGAGAGCACAUGGCAGCAGUCGGAACCAGAUCAAAUCCAAUCCGCCCCAGCUGAGGUGAACCCGUUCCAGGGUUUGUGGUCAACUGGUUACAUUGAGUGGGAAAAGUGAAGAUGUACUCGAAUUAAUUUGAAUUUUUUUUUUUAAUCAUUCUGAAAUAAGCGAAUACUAUGACAUGAAAUAAGCUAAGACGUAGAUAUAGUCUGUUUCAUUCGUUUAUACUUUAUUAGGGGACUAAUACUGUUUGCAACAAACUGUGUUUCAUUAUCAAACAAUUGUUUACAAUCUUUAAAGUAUAUUAUAUAAGCAACAACCGAUAUUGUUUUGGUGUAUAUCCUUUGCGUUUAAGUGUGUAGUUUGAGUGGUUUGGCGAAGGAUUGUAAAACCCCUGUAACACACAAGCUUACAAUGACUUGUUUAUGCACUUCCAUCCUACUGGACCUUACCCCUGCCCUUCAUGGACUUUUACUUGAAAUGGAAAUUUACUGAAAUGGAAACUUGCGUAACGGUUUGAUAGCUCUCCCAAGCAUGCAUACCAGAUCAAAAUCCAUCCUUGGCAGAUUUAUUUUCUAUACUCUUGAUGUACCGUUUACACUUUAGUGAUUCGUGGUUGUUUUGAUAUUAUCUGUGGUGUGUUUUAUUAACUCUACACAAAAAUAACUUUACAGGGUUCAUUUUGCACAAUUAUUUUUUUUCUACUACUGUAAUUGUAUUUAAUUAUGUUUUGAGUACUUUGUUAAAAAGUGUAUUUUUGUUUAGUACAAUCCUUGUGUGCUACAUUUUCCGAGAGUAAGCAUUUCAAUCGAUUUUGUAUUUUUGACUACUAUUUUGAAAUAGAGGUUUUAAGAGGUUUGACUUUUGUAUUUGUAGUUUUUAAUACAGCUACUUAAAAUCCCCCAUGCAUUGUUUGGUAUUCCCAUGAUGGCUUUUCCCUGUGAAAUAGAUAUUCUAAAGCAAUAAAUGUAUUUAACUUACAGUAUCUGUUAACUGAAAAAGUGCUAAAUGCAAGUUAAUGUCAGUGAAAGAUGUUGUGGAAACAAAAUGAUAACAUUUGUGUGCUUAUCUUUAUUUUAUAAUGGUUAUAAAAUUAAUAUGAAUAAAAAACAACCAUUGUUUGAUGGAUCAGAAUUUAUUUCGAUUUCCCUUCAUUGAUUAAAUCAAUAGUCUUUCAUGGCAUUUUGAAACACAAUAGUUAGCUACAUUUCAGGUACUGGCCGAUGAUCAAAUUUGCCCAACAAGUACGACAGAAUUGAAUACCAAUAGUUGUCCACUACAUAAUAUUCAAAUAUUAUACAUUAGAACAAUAUGACCUACAAUUCAACAUUCAGAUGACAUCUAACUUCUUUGUAAACCAAUAUAAAUGUCUAGUGUUAUAGGGGAGGCAGUAUUGGCCCAUUUUAGAAUAUUUGUCAUGUUGAUUUUUAUAUGGGCACUUCAGACAUUACAUACUAUUCAAAUUAUGCUAAAAACUAGUUGAAAGUUACAAAUUCAACAAUAAGCAGACCA